GUAUAUCUGUACGCACCUUAAGAGCCGUUUUCGAGAUCCGGUGAAAUACAAACAUCUAAACAUAUGAACAGAAAUUGCUCGUUUAAUAGUAUAGGAUAGGAUAGUUAUCAGAGCUUUCACCAAAAUUCCCAAUCGUUUACAAAAAAUAAUCAUCAUCAAUCUUUUUACAUCUAACUGUUCCUACUCUCUAAUUGUACCGGUAUCAAACGUAGGUCUACAUCCAAGAAAACAUUCUCGACUAGGAAAAACCCAAUUGGAUUUCAAACUAAGCUCUAAACUGAAACUGGAUGGGUGGUAAUUGGCGGUUUUUUAUUUGGUACCGCAGUCGGCUAUCUAGGAGGGAGAACCACUUAAAUAUAUCCUCACAAAUGCAUAGCCAGCCGACUACAGAUUAGUUAGCACAUUCCAGUGUGAAGUUCUGUGAUACGGUCCAAACUGUGUAUCUCUUUGAUUAUAAUGGGGAUACACAAUUAUUAUUUGUUGGUUUCCUUAUCUUUGAUUGCCGCAGUCCAAUGUCAAUGGGCUGUAGAUGUGGCCCGUUUGGAAGCGCAAAAAUCGAGUGCCAAUAUCACCAAAAUACCAUUCAGUGAUGACUGCUUGGACUGCAUUUGUGAAACGAUCGACUGCACCAUGAUCAAUACAUGCAAGGGUGACUACUGCGGGCCUUUCUCCAUCACUAGGGUUUAUUGGAAGGACGCUGGAUACCCCACGGUUAUAUUUGACGAUAAGGAUUCGGAUGGAGCUUAUGAGAGAUGUGCUAACGACUUGGACUGUGCUAGACAAACUGUAAUAAAAUACAUGGAAACUCAUCCUUUUGACUGCAACAGCGACACCAUUAUCGAUUGCUCCGAUUACGGCGCGAUCCAUUUUGGUGGCAUCUAUAAAUGCAGGAGUCCCUUGUCGCCCGUCAUUGGAGCAAAGUUUUCCAGCUGUCUCAGCAGAAUGAAAAUCUAAAUCAAGAUGAUGCACUACCUAAGGUUCAAAGUGAACACAGUUAAGCAACAAAGGUAGAGGUAGCAGAGAAGGAGGCUGAGAGUGUUGGAAAGUACUAAAUUUAUUCAAAUGUAUCAGAAUAUAGUGGCUAGUCAAAGGCAGAGAGAAGCGGGGAUAUUUUUAUUAAUAUAUUAUAUUUAAUAUAUUUUAUUAAUAUAUUUAUUUAAUAU
Messenger RNA from Nilaparvata lugens (brown planthopper), 1163 nucleotides. Its product is annotated as lysozyme-like. Lineage: Eukaryota; Metazoa; Arthropoda; Insecta; Hemiptera; Delphacidae. The record is from RefSeq and is a predicted model, not a curated record. Gene Ontology annotation, molecular function: lysozyme activity. The transcript is spliced from 4 exons. The coding region runs from base 457 to 954 and encodes 165 amino acids.